Molecule: messenger RNA, 2694 nt
Organism: Prorocentrum cordatum
Lineage: Eukaryota; Dinophyceae; Prorocentrales; Prorocentraceae
Source: the annotation of a GenBank genome assembly
AUGCUGGACGCUGUCGCGUACUUGCACAAACACCACAUAGGCCACCGAGAUGUCUCUCUCGAGAACGCCGUCCUGACAAAGGCAGGAGUGCUGCAGAUAAUCGACUUUGGUGUGUCAGUGCGCAGCCACUCUUUCUCUGGCGUGCCGUUUCGCUACUUCCGCCGAGUGGGCAAGGAGUGCUACAGGGCUCCAGAGUGUUACGUCCCAGACGUGGAAGAGGUGGUCAACGUUCUGUGUCCAGCCAAGGCUCUACCAGGCGACGUGGGCAUGGUCAGGCUCCCUGGCGACUUAAUGGUGGAGGUUCGGCUCCCGGAUACGGUCGACGGUUUGGUGGUUGAGCAUCCGCUGGCAACGUGGCGCAUGUGCGCCGAUGACCUCAGCAUCAGGCAGAGAGGUGCGCAGCAGUGGGUGGCCGAUGUUUUCCCGCUGGCGAUCGACGACAGCUUUGCGAGUUUUGCUGAGCUGGGCCUGGAGUUCUCCGUGGGUGCAAAGGGCAAGGGCGCGGCAAAGAGCGGUAAGCGCUUCGCCAAGAUGCGGAGGCGGACGGCCAGGGGCAACAUGAACGUCCUGAUCGGCAAUGCACAGGGCCAGAGGCGAGCGGCGGCGAUCAUGUACAUCAAUGACCUGGAUUACGUGGACCGAGUGGAGGUGCUGAACCCAUGCAGGUACGAGCGUGGCGCGGUGCAGCAGGUGCUGCGACGGCUGCUCGGUGACAGGCUGCGACGGGUUCCUGACGAUGGAGAAAGGCAGCUGGAAGCGGGCAUCGGGUACCACAACAUCGGCAGCCUCGGCGAGUUGCUGGAUCUUUUCGUGCAGGCGGGACGGCACUUGGCCAUCUCGGAGGAGCGCGUCAGCGGACGACGGCGGGACCUCAGCGAGCGUGACGACCUGCAGGAGCAACUCCAGAGGGCGUGGAAGCAGCAGCAAAUCGCAGCGGGCAUGCAGCCGCAGUGGGGGCGUGUCAAAGGCCCCGCAGGUGCUGUCGUCAUGUCCAUGCGCAGAGCUGGCUGGACGUGGCCGAAGUGGCACGUUUUCCUGAUGCGCAAUGGGGAACAGCUCAACCGAAUGGAGACCUGCCCCAACGACGUCGGGAUGUUAUUGCAGCAAGAUCUGGAGGCGCAGCUGUGGGCGCAGUGGACAGCAGAGCCUGGGCACGAGAGUUUGGCGCCAGCACCUUUCUUGCAGCCCGCAAGGGCGGUGUUGGGGGUCAGGAACUUCCCGAAGCAUGCGGUUAACGCAGCGAGGGAGGUGCUCAUAAGCGGCUCCUGGACCAUGGGUAAGCUUUGCAAGCGCAACAUCGCGCCGACGGGCAUCUGCUUGGCGUGUGGCGAGGGCGCGGGCACGCCGCGCCGCAGGUAUUUCGUCUGCCCGGAGCUUCGCGCCGUGCGGAACAAGGGGCAGGCGGACUGGCAGCGCGCGGUGGAGCAGCAGGUCCACAGCUUGUUGUGGGCGAGGGGGCUGGUGAGAGAUCCGUCGGUGGACUGGCAGUUUCGCACCGUUACGGAGGAGCAGUACCACUUCGUGGUGAACGAGGGCCCCGAGGCUCACCUCACGGGUGACAUCGUUUGCGACGGGUCGAAGAUGGGCGGCAGCAAGUGGGCGCAGGCUGGGUGGGCAGCUAUGGCGAUCAACGGUGAAGGUGCGCCAACUAUCCAGCUCUGGGGCCCGCUGCCGUGCCAGUGCAGUGUGCAGACGACGGUGAAGCGUGCGGAGAUGUGGGCCUUCCUCAAGGUGUUGGAGGUGGUGAUGCCACCAUGCAGGAUCUACACCGAUCACCAGGGGAUCGUCGACGGUCUGGCUCGAGGUGCUAAUUGGUGCCUCUCCUGGAAGCGGCCGCGUGCGGACUUGUGGCGGAGGAUCUGGCACAUGGUGGCCGACAUUGGUUUGGGCCGCGGCUGCGUGGGGCACGUCGAGGCGCGUCGUUCCAAGGCCGCGAUCAACAGGCUCGAGGAGGGCCAGCAGGCCAUCGCCAGGGGUAACGCGGCCGUUGACCUCUUGGCGAAGUGCGGAGCCGAGGACGAUUGCGGUUGCGGCAGGCAGGAGGUGCUUGAUAGGCUCGGGGAGAAGGCCAAGUGGGCCAUCCAGAGCGUCGGGUGGUGGCACCAGCAGCUGAACGGAGAGAGCGAGGUGCAGCUGAUGAAGCAGAGCCUGGUGAGCCAGCUGUACUGGAACCAGUACAGCGAGGGCGGGGUGGUGGACUACGGCGAGGCGGAGAAGGAGGCGCUGCUGACCGCGCCCUGCGCGCUGGGCGAGGCCCGGCGGCGCCGCGGUGGCGCCGCCGCCAUCUUCGACCGGCUGCCCUGCUGCGCGGAGGGUGCGAAGCUCCAGGAGCGCCUGCAGCUCGUCGAGCAGCGCGUCGACCGCGCGGGGGCUGAACUGACCAGGGCGGCCCGCGCCGGCGAGUUCGAGGUCCGGCAGCUGCGGGCUGAGGUGCUGCACCUGCAGCGCCGCCUGGCGGCGGAGGGUCUCGGCGGAGGGCCCGCCAGGGCCGGGGGCCAGGGCUCCCAGCGGGCCGGCGGCGGCGCCGAGUUCCGCGACCUCGUGGCGCAGGUGGCCGCGCAGCGCGCCGAGAUCGACGAGGCGCGGCGGCGCGCCGCGCAGGCCUCGCAGCGGGGCGCGGGCCUGCGCGCGAGGCUCGAGGAGAGGCGCAGGUCCCACGCGCAGGAGGUCGAGGAGCUGACGAGGGUCUUCAAG